Molecule: messenger RNA, 336 nt
Organism: Darwinula stevensoni
Lineage: Eukaryota; Metazoa; Arthropoda; Ostracoda; Podocopida; Darwinulidae
Source: the annotation of a GenBank genome assembly
UCAUGUUGUGCUUCUCCGUUUGUACAGAAGUUGCUAGAAGGUGACGAUCCCAGGGAAACUCUCCUUAAAGUUCAGAGAGGAGCGGAGGUGUUCAGAAGACCAAUUGUCCUGAUGGGGGAGAAAUUAUCUGGGACCUUCCUUCCCCAAGGAGAAAACGACAAUAAGGACCUGCAGUGCUUACUACUUUUCGCACAUGGCGACUUGCAGCAUGUCACCAUCCGCCCUGUUGUUCCAGAACGUAGCAAAGGUAGUUGCACUGGCGAAAGGGGUGAAAGCAAGGUGAAUAAUAGCCUAGAAAGGAACAGGACCCUGGUUUUCCUGAUGGAUAUCGGCUAG